AGAGAUAGCAACCGCGCCACCUACGUUAGUGAGUACCCGCGAGCCGCAAAACCAUCAACUUCGUUUCAUUUGCCAGCGUCAAGUUCGUGCCGCGCAUUUUCUCAUCAAUAUUUCCUUCGUAACCUCCCCAAAGUUUAUGAGAAACAUUUCGUGCGAAUCGUUUAAGUUGCUGAACAGUCGCUAGUUGUUUUAACACAGUGCUUGUGAUUUUUGGAAAUCUCUCCGUUCAAGGAUUCCAACGUAUGCCCGAUUACCACCCUAGAGAUAGCCUUGUUUACAUUCCAGGCAAAUGACUCUGCUGUGAGGAAGGGUGCCAUCUGGGAACAUGACAGUAUCAGGCUGCAGUAGUGAUGAGGACAUAUCGCAAUGUUACCAUGUCGCAAUGUCACCGGACACAGAGAGCAACCAGCAGACGGCUGCCAGACUGUUUGGCUCUCAGUCGCCGUAUCUGCUGAAACAACAUGGUCUUGUGGAUGAGAACGAGAGCAACUGGCUGAUGACGAUGAACGAGGCUGCGUCGGUUUGCUGCACCCCAUCGAACCUCCGACGGCGUCUCCCGAUCCUGUCGUGGGUUCCCACCUACACCACCAACACCCUCCUCAGGGACUUCAUCGCUGGCCUCACCGUCGGCCUCACCGCCAUCCCUCAGGGCAUCGCCUACGCCGUGGUAGCCGGACUUCCGCCCCAGUAUGGGCUGUACUCUGCUUUUGCGGGCUGCUUUAUGUACAUAUUUUUUGGUAGCUGUAAGGACAUAACGAUUGGGCCGACGGCGAUUAUGGCCCUGAUGACCGGCAAAUAUGUUAAACUAUACGGACCGGCCUUCUCUGUUCUCCUCACUUUUCUCAGCGGCUGUAUAAUUUUACUUUUUGGAGUUUUACAUUUAGGUUUUUUAGUUGAAUUUAUUUCUUUGCCGGUGACUGUUGGCUUCACUUCUGCAGCAGCUCUCACUAUUGCCUCCUCUCAGAUCAAACCUUUAUUUGGGUUGUCAGGCUCAUCAAACUCAUUCAUGUCUAGUCUUGAGAAUUUAUUUGCUAAUUACAAAACAUUCACCAUAGGGGAUUCAGCUCUUGGACUUGUCACUAUCAUAAUUUUAACAGCGAUCCAUCAUUUUAAACCGCGAGCUCCAUGUCAAGAGGAGGUGACUACUGCUCGGAAAAUUCUUCAUAACUUCUUAUGGCUUUUUGGUCUCGCAAAAAACGCCAUUGUGGUUCUAAUAGGAACGGUGUUGGCUUUCAUAUUCUUUCAAAAUGGAUUCCAGCCAUUCAAACUGACAGGUCCAGUAGACAGUGGUCUUCCUCCAUUUCAACCCCCACCAUUCAGCACAGUUGUACAUAAUAAAACCCUCUCAUUUUUUGACAUGACUUCACGAUUAGAGUCAGCUCUCAUUGCAGUGCCUAUGGUUUCAGUAUUAGAACACAUUGCCAUUGGCAAGGCAUUCGCAAAGGGAAAAAGUAUUGAUGCAACUCAGGAGAUGAUUGCUGUUGGACUCAGUAAUAUUCUAGGAUCCUUUUUCUUGUCUCUCCCAACAACUGGCUCUUUCACUCGCACGGCAGUCAACAAUGCAUCUGGAGUAUGCACACCACUUGGCGGCUUGUUCACUGGAGUUUUGGUGUUAUUGUCACUGAGCUUCCUUACUUCUACGUUUUUCUUCAUUCCAAAAGCAACAUUGGCUGGAGUCAUUUUCUUUGCUAUGUUCCACAUGAUAGAAUAUAAAAUUGUCUACACACUUUGGCAUACAAAAAAGCUUGACUUAAUUCCUCUUUUUGCCUCCUUGCUCUCGUGUCUGCUGCUAGGAUUGGAGUAUGGAAUGUUAAUCGGCAUUCUAGUCAAUAUUUUAUUCAUUCUCUAUAGCUCAGCAAGACCAAAAGUCUCCCUAACAUGGCUUACUGUACAAGGUGAAGAAGUAUUACUGGUCACGCCAACCCAGAGUUUAGUUUUCCCUGCCGCAGAUUAUCUAAGACAACUCAUAAUCGACAGUUGUCAUCUACGAAACAGUUUAGCUCCGGUCGUUGUUUAUGGCACACACAUUCAUUUUAUAGAUUCUACGAUGGCUAAAGGACUAAAAUUAUUAAUAGACGACUUAAUUAUCAGAAAACAACCUAUCUACCUUUGGAGGUGGAGAGAAGCUGCAAUGCUGACAUGCCUGGGAUUCGAUCCUGACCUAGCUCAGUAUUUUAAAUUCGAUGACUCUAUCGAACAGCUCAUAAAAGGCCCAGAAAUCUUUGCACAACCGGAAUCAGAUCAAGAUAUCCUGAGCGUAUAUCUGGGACCUACAGUAACAAGUUCAGCUCCUGAUCUCACAUGAUUGAUAUCUGUUGCCUUGAGUAUAUUACGAAGAGUAUUUUCGAAAAAAUAAAUUAUUCCACUCAUUAAAAUCUUCCCUGAUUUUGGAAGGAUUCAGGGAAGAGCAAAAGAGAGACUGACGACAAUUUCAUCCAAAAAUGAUCCAAGGAGGAACUUUUUACCUCCAUUGGAUUUUGGAUAGCUUUAUGUUCUUUGGAGAACAAGUAUAAAUGAGCCGGUUGUUUAUUAUGAGAUUCAAAUGGGAUGAUAAUGAAGAGGUGAUUGCAUACAAUAUUCGUUGCUCAGGGACAGCUCAUUUCCUGAUCGCAAUCUCUCCCAAUGCAAUAGUUCACUGAAAUGGAGUAUUCUAGACUUUAAUUUUACUGAGGUCAACCUAACAGCCAUAUACCUGAAUAGUUUUAAGUUUUUAAAUGAUGUGAUUGAUAACGUGAAUUAAGCUUGAAGUCAAAUGAAGUAUUUCAUAUUUUACGAAAGAACGAAUGAAUCUUGACGGGACACUGUCAGAAGCGAAUUAAUGAAAUAUUUUAAUACACGAGGAAAAAAACACCUGGAGAAUGGCUUAAGCAUAACUAUAGAGGCAGGAUGCUACCAACUGGACGUAUUUCUGCUCAACAGAACUAUAGACGAGUGGGAAAGAUGGGAUGUGCCCUAGAAAGCUGGAUAAGUUAAAUCUUAAAGUGGGCGUGAUUAACUUUGGUGAAAUGGAAAAGCAGGAUUUAACAUUCUACCAAACAGAACUAAGCGCCAACUGUAUGCGGCACUCAUGAGCCGUGGGUAUGCGCCAAGAGCUUUGUGGAAAGGGCUCAAAAGUUAAAGACUCAGAUCCGAAGAUCGUUGUCUCCGUCGUUGCCACUAACGUCACUGGUGCUUUAUAAUUCCCAUUCAUUCUUACGGUCCUCGACUAACGAGCACAGCCCAUCUUUCCCACCUGAUCUCGUAGUGGUGGUUCCCUUUGUUAAACCUGAGCCUUGUCAACCUUUCAUCAGUAGCAUCAAUGUCCUUCGAUAUUUUAUCAGGGAAUGUUCCUUUAUUUUUUAUAUUCACCUUGUUUUUUAAGUUUGGUUUUAUAACAUUGUGUUCAGAGAAAAUGAAGAAUUUUGAACCUUAAUAACAGACAGGUAACUUUGAUCAUACUUCUAUGCUGAUAUUUGUAUUAUUUUGGCGUUAAACUUGGAAAAAGCGCGAGGGGUAAGUAGGUGAGCAGAGAACUGUGAAAACUCUGUAGAGAAAAUUUCAGGAAGGGCUAAAACUUCAUAACAAUUCCAAAAAAGGCCAAUUCAAAAAACAUUAGUUCAAAAUAGGUUUGGAAAUCGGUAUGACCUGAUGUGCAUAAUUUUUUGGCCAUCCUAGAUUUUGGGAUUCUUUGUUUUUAAUUCUUUGGAAUUCAUACAAAUCCAAUUAGCUCCAAUGAAUUCACAUAGUUUAGAUUAGCAGUUUUGGAUCUAUAGUUAAAUGAAUCGGGCCAAAAUGUAAGACAGUCCACUGACAAUACACGAUGCAUAAAAUUCUGCAUCUUAUUCCUACGAAGUUAUAUUUUGUGUUAAUAUUCCUCUGCUCAAGAUACAAAAUGUUAGAUGAUUUUUUUAUGUUUUAAAUUGAUAAACUAAUUAAUUUGUUAUGUGCGUUUGCAUACUUUGUUUGUGAAUAAAGUUUAAAAGAAUAAAAUGUAUUCUCUUA
Molecule: messenger RNA, 3981 nt
Organism: Bemisia tabaci
Lineage: Eukaryota; Metazoa; Arthropoda; Insecta; Hemiptera; Aleyrodidae
Product: sodium-independent sulfate anion transporter
Biological process (GO): transmembrane transport
Cellular component (GO): membrane
Source: RefSeq, a predicted model, not a curated record